AUGAAACCUGUCAAACAUUUGUUGGCCUCUAGUAAUAAACUGGCAGGUGUUCCAGAAUUAACUUAUAAAAGAAGAGUUCUUAAUUCACCAUUGCCACCUAAAAAAAGUGAAAAGCAUACUACAAAAUUAGCACAUGAUAAGACCACUGAACCAAUGGUCUUAAGAUCUCCACCCACAGGAGAAUCCAUCAUAAGGUAUGCUUUGCCCAUUCCAUCAAGUAAGACAAAGGAGCUAAUAGCAGAGGAUGAAUCAAUCAGGAAAAUUACCAAACGUCUGAAAAUGGUUGCUUCUAAUUUGGAAAAAACCUAUGGAUUUUACAUUCAAAAUGGAGAACAACCAGCUGCAAAGGCCGGAAGUGAAGAACUAACUUUGUCUGUUGGGGAUGACCUGAAUUCAAGCUUGGUAUCUACUUCACAAUUUGCAGUUGAUUUAGAUGAAACAUUAAAGGAAGAAAAAAAGAUUUUGGAAUCUCUCUUCAAGUGGUUUCAACAGCAAGUUAAUCAGAUGGAAGAGAUAAAUAAAGGUCAAUUUAUUUCAGAAGCAGAAGUACCAGCACCUAGUAAUACUAUCAUUCUUAGCAUUUCACAAAUAAUAAAUCAACUGAAAAAACUUAAAGAGCUGAAAAGUCGCCUUACACAAAAGUCUAGGUUCUCCUUGGAAACCAUAUUGCCUAAAGCCAAGGAUAUUGAAGCUACACCAGAAGAAAAUCAGAGAUAUGAAAUUAUACAGCAAAAAAUUCAAGACUUUAUAAAGGCACACUCAAUUGAAGCAAAUGUGGAUGUUGGUGAAAUGAAGUCACAAACUGCUUAUUCACUGACUAAUCAAUUUAAUACCAUGUUGAAAAUAUUUGAAAAACAGUCAAAUAAGUUGGAGAAAACUGUAAAUGAACAAAGUUUGUUAGAAACUAAAUACAAACAGAUGGAAAGUGAUCUCCAAGUGUUAUCAGAGGAGAAACAGUCACUUGAAAAUGAACUACAAAAGCUAAAGAAUUUAGAGAAAACAAAGCCUACAUCUACACAAACAAAGAAAACAGCAAAAGGAGAGAAGAAAAAAGACAAGGGAAAACAGGCAAAUUCAGAAGAGUAA
Condylura cristata (star-nosed mole) is the source of this 1086-nucleotide messenger RNA. RefSeq names its product coiled-coil domain containing 7 (gene CCDC7). The coding region runs from base 1 to 1086 and encodes 361 amino acids. The record is from RefSeq and is a predicted model, not a curated record. The transcript is spliced from 12 exons. Lineage: Eukaryota; Metazoa; Chordata; Mammalia; Eulipotyphla; Talpidae.